Molecule: messenger RNA, 931 nt
Organism: Esox lucius (northern pike)
Lineage: Eukaryota; Metazoa; Chordata; Actinopteri; Esociformes; Esocidae
Gene: prdx4
Product: peroxiredoxin 4
Biological process (GO): cellular response to stress; response to oxidative stress; hydrogen peroxide catabolic process
Cellular component (GO): cytosol; endoplasmic reticulum
Molecular function (GO): thioredoxin peroxidase activity
Source: RefSeq, marked provisional
ACUUGAAAUAAGCGCGCUCCUGCAUGCAUUUGUAGUUCUUUCUUACCAGUUAGCUACGUGCUUUCCGCGAGACAGUGGAAUGGAUGUCAUUCUUCAUAUGAAGAUGGUGAAAGAAUUGUUAAGUGUUUUUUGCACAUUUUGUCUUGUCACUAAAUUGGUCACUGCCGUCCAAGACGGCUCUAAUGGGAAAAAAGACCAGGAGUGUUACAACUACGCUGGCGGACACGUCUACCCCGGAGAGGCUUUCCGUGUGCCCGUCUCUGACCAUUCUUUGCAUCUCAGCAAAGCAAAAAUUUCAAAGCCUGCACCUUACUUUGAGGGAUCCGCUGUCAUCAAUGGUGAGUUUAAGGAGCUCAAACUGUCUGACUACAAAGGGAAAUACCUAGUGUUCUUCUUCUACCCCCUGGACUUUACAUUUGUCUGCCCCACUGAGAUCAUAGCGUUCAGUGAUCGUGUGCAUGAGUUCCGUGCCAUCAAUGCAGAGGUUGUAGCCUGUUCCGUUGACUCCCAGUUCACCCAUCUGGCAUGGAUCAACACACCCAGGAAGCAAGGUGGACUUGGGCCAAUGAAAAUCCCUCUGCUGUCCGAUCUGACACACCAGAUAUCAAAGGACUAUGGAGUCUUCCUGGAAGAUGCAGGACACACACUCAGGGGCUUGUUCAUUAUUGAUGACAAGGGUGUCCUGAGGCAGAUCACCAUGAAUGACCUCCCUGUGGGGCGCUCUGUGGACGAGACUCUGCGGCUGGUCCAAGCCUUCCAGUACACGGACAAACACGGGGAAGUGUGCCCAGCCGGAUGGAAGCCAGGCAGCGACACAAUAAUCCCAGACCCAUCAGGCAAACUCAAGUAUUUUGACAAACUGAACUGAGUGGAUCCUCUGGCCCUUUGAACAUUGUAAUUGAAGCUCAGAAUAAAGAGAGUUUUGAUAAUC